This is a messenger RNA of Cygnus atratus (black swan), 1395 nucleotides long. RefSeq names its product gamma-aminobutyric acid type A receptor subunit alpha5 (gene GABRA5). NCBI's taxonomy places the organism in Eukaryota, Metazoa, Chordata, Aves, Anseriformes, Anatidae. Gene Ontology annotation, cellular component: GABA-A receptor complex; postsynapse; neuron projection. The coding region runs from base 1 to 1395 and encodes 464 amino acids. Gene Ontology annotation, biological process: signal transduction; nervous system process; synaptic transmission, GABAergic. Gene Ontology annotation, molecular function: GABA-gated chloride ion channel activity; GABA-A receptor activity; benzodiazepine receptor activity. The record is from RefSeq and is a predicted model, not a curated record. The transcript is spliced from 10 exons.
AUGGACAAUGGAACGGUCUCUGGCUUUAUCAUGAUCAAAAACUUCUUCCUCUUCUGCGUUUCCAUGAGUUUAGCCAGCCACUUCGGAUUCUCGCAAACGCCGACAGCACCAGGAAAAGAGGACGCCAAUGAUAACAUUACCAUAUUCACCAGGAUCUUGGAUGGUCUGCUGGAUGGCUAUGACAACCGGCUGCGCCCGGGACUCGGAGAGAGAAUAACACAGGUGAAAACAGACAUCUAUGUUACCAGUUUUGGUCCCGUGUCAGACACAGAGAUGGAAUACACCAUUGAUGUUUUUUUCCGACAAAGCUGGAAAGAUGAAAGACUUCGAUUCAAAGGUCCUAUGCAGCGCCUCCCCCUUAACAAUCUGCUUGCCAGCAAGAUUUGGACACCAGACACUUUUUUCCACAAUGGCAAAAAGUCUAUUGCUCACAACAUGACAACCCCAAACAAACUUCUGCGCCUUGAGGACGACGGCACCCUGCUGUAUACCAUGAGAUUGACCAUCUCUGCUGAGUGUCCCAUGCAGCUUGAAGAUUUCCCUAUGGACGCACACGCUUGCCCGUUAAAAUUUGGAAGCUAUGCUUACCCCAAUUCUGAAGUGAUCUACGUGUGGACUAAUAGCACCACAACGUCUGUGGUGGUGGCCGAAGACGGUUCACGACUUAACCAGUACCACCUGAUGGGACAGACCGUAGGAACUGAAAACAUCAGCACCAGUACAGGCGAAUAUACUAUUAUGACAGCACAUUUUCAUCUCAAAAGGAAAAUCGGUUAUUUUGUCAUCCAGACAUACCUUCCUUGCAUUAUGACUGUGAUCUUAUCACAAGUGUCGUUUUGGCUGAACAGAGAAUCUGUCCCUGCUCGGACUGUCUUUGGAGUAACAACAGUCCUCACCAUGACCACCUUAAGUAUCAGUGCCCGCAACUCUUUGCCAAAAGUGGCCUAUGCUACUGCAAUGGACUGGUUUAUAGCUGUCUGCUAUGCCUUUGUAUUUUCUGCAUUGAUUGAAUUUGCAACAGUCAACUAUUUCACCAAGAGGAGUUGGGCAUGGGAUGGCAAAAAAGCCCAGGAAGCUGCUAAAAUCAAGAAGAAAAAAGAGCGCCAAUUGCUGGGAAAUAAGUCAACAAAUACUUACAGCACUGGGAAGAUGACCCCUGCCCCAAACAUGCCAAAGGACUCAGCCCCAUCUGUCAUCUCAAACACGGCUUCUGCUCCAGCAAAGUCCACAGAAGAAAAGCCCGCCGAAAGCAAAAAGACUUACAACAGCAUCAGUAAGAUUGACAAAAUGUCCCGGAUAAUUUUUCCAGUGCUAUUCGGAACUUUUAACUUAGUCUACUGGGCCACAUAUUUGAAUAGGGAGCCUGUCAUUAAAGGUGCCAAUUCUCCAAAAUAA